AUGUCAUCGCUUCGCCAUCAGCCGGCGACGUCGCCGACCGCCGCCACGUCGUCGCCGAUCGCCCGGAAUGUGUACUCGCGCGGCUCGGUCGACGUCGAGAGCGGCGAAGUUGUGCACAGCCACAAGAGACCCUACACGCCCGGCGCCAGUCCCAGAGGUUCGUUUUUUGUUGAGAGAUCUGCGGCCUAAUUGUGACGAUUUUGCAGAAAUUCUACUAGCACAAUCACAACGACACCUGCCGUCGCCGUCGCAGACUUCACCGCAUGGGUCCAGGUAAGGAAAAUAACUUGUGGCCGAGCUUUUACUUGAAAAUUUUGUCUUUCCGUUCGGAUUCUGCGUCGAUUGUGUAAAAACAUUGAUAAUUUUAGAAUUAGUUGACUCCAAAUUUAAUUUAAAUUCAAUUUUUCAAAUUACGGUCAAAGUUCACGUGAAUAAUCACAAUCUGUCUAAAAAUCCAACCGCCCACCGCAUUGCCCGUUCUCAGCAGAUUCAUGGAGGGAUACCGACGUCGAAUGCGACAGGCGAGCCUCAAUUUGCCGUCGGAGACACUGCUCGACGAGGAUCUCGGCUUCCCGCCCGUCUGCUCGCCGCCGCCCGAAGUGUUUUGCGGUUCGAUCAGCGGAAAUCAGAUGAGGUCGCGGUCCAACUCGGACGCCUACUCCGGAAUGAGGUACGGACGCACAGCAAUCGGGCCAGAGGGAUCGUUUUCGAAUUUUAAGCGUUUUCUGCUGGUUCGGUGACAAUCAUUUUAAAUUCAACAAGCUAUUUUAAGAACAGUGACAUACGCUCCGAACCAGGCGCGUAAUAGUUUUCGAGAAAAAAAUCUUCAAAGUCAGAAUUUUGGUUUGGGGCGCAAACAUUCCGCACAUCAGCUGUGUUAACUUUUUUAGGCCAUUUGAACCGACACAGCUGAACUUAGUGAUACAGUUUCCCUCAAAUCGUGACGAGAAAUGGCUUGUUGUAGAUUUACGCCGCAACGCUUACAGAUGAUUUCUGCCCAUGUCUGAUCCCGCACCUUAUAAAAUUGAAUUUCAGAAUGCAAUCGUCAAACAGUCUGGGCCAGGGCUCGAACGGAAGCGCGGGCGGCGGCGGCCUGCUCGUCUUCUUCCCCACCUCGCCCUCGUCUUCCUCAAAUCACUCGGGCGGUCCGCUGCUCUCGUUCGGCCGUCGCGAGAGUCACACGGACGAGACGGCCGAGGAGGCGAUCGUCUGGUCGACGGCGAACGACGUCAACGACGAGCUGAUGCAGGACGAGGAGAUGUGCAUCGAGGAGAACGAUGUGAGCAUGAAGGACGUCGAAGUGUGCUCGGCAAAGUCGCUGAAGAGACCGCCCGAUUUGAACGGUUUGUUCGGAAAAGUGGAGAUUGAUCGGUCAGCAAAAAAACGGGUUAUAUUGGGGGGAAAAGAAUGUCCUAUCCACUCCAAAUUAAGCUCCCCCCUCCCGUUUUCUUCUCUGUUUUUUGCCCAAUCCAUUUGAUGAUGGGCUCUCUCUCUCUCUUUCUUUUUCUCUCUCGGGAGACCAGCCACUGAGCACUGCUUCUUCUUUCCUUUUCUUGGCCUGAAAAAGUGAGAUGAACUGAGAGCAGGUUCUCACGGGAAACAACACAAAACAGACAAUGUCGUUUAUUGAAGUGAUAUUGUUCGUUUCUUUGCCAUUUCUUCUUCUUCUUCUUCUUCUUCUUCUUCUUCUUCUUCCAUUCUUCUUCUUCCCUUCAAAAUCUCGGAAAUCGAAGCGCCGUCCCAGCUUUUCACUUCUCAUCUCCUCGAUUGGAAAUCCGGCCUCUUCCGCAAUUUUUGCUCGAUUUUUGAGCAUUUCGAGCCUCGGAACGACGUCAUCACCAGAAUUCCAUUCCGCCUACUACUAUUGGCGAUUUAUUAGCUCCGGUCACGCAAUCCGCGUUUUUUUUUCAAGAAGACGCUCAAUUUUGAGAUGAAGAGUGCCUUGAGGCAACAAAAAGCUAGUAAACUUUUAUGGCAUUUUUUCUUCGUGGGCCAUCAAAAUUGUUUGGAAAAAAAUGGAAAAAAUUUGGACGACGUCGUCGUUUUCGACCCAAUAUUGUGGAAAUGUGCGUCCGAUCCAAGUGACCUUAGGUCCUUGUCCAUUCCCGCGACCACGUGAUGUUGGGCAUUCGGAGAGAAGCGCAGAGAAGGAGAGAGAGAGAGAAGAAGAAGAAGAAGAAGAAGAAGAAGAAGAUUGGUGCCGGCUGAUAAAAGAGAAAAAAGUUUGGGUGCAUGUGAGUGCCCAGAUGGCUACUCGCGCCCGCUUAUCACACUUGGACCCUUAUCAUCUCCUUCUUCUUCUUCUUCUUCUUCUUCUUCUUCUUCUUCUUCUUCUCUCUCUCUCUCUCCCUCUCUGUUUGCUGGUUCUUGGUCUUUUGUUCGACGACUCUCCCAGCUGAUAAUAAUUUUUAUUUAUGUUGGUCGUCCUCAAACAGUUUUAAACACGCCAGAAACUGGCCCUUUUUUGUUGUCGCACCCGCCGCGUUUCUCGUUCGAUUUUGUGUUUGCGAGGGCAAUCCGCCUGCCCUGGUUCUAAUCAUUCUUCGUGUCGAUCGACGGGACCGUAAUGUGGUCCCACUUGACCGGGCGGACUAAUCGUCGUAUAUUUUUAGGGAGGACUCCAGAAAAUCUAGAAAGACUCAACGAUUGUUGUGGUGGACACAUGAAAAUUGGCUUUUAGUCGCUUCACUUUUGUGCUAAACGAAUUGACUCUGAAAAUUUUUGUAAAAUCAGGCUGAAACCUGGACCCGAAGUCCGAGAAGUCUGCAAAGUUUGGAUACGAUCGGAUUAUUGCAAGUGGGUCAAAAGUCUUGCUGAAAGUCAUUUUGCACUUUUUGUUUAUCAGAUUUCAGCCGUCUCUCCUAGACUCUUGUCAAUAUCUCAAUUUCCAUAAUAAUUUGCAUAAUUCAUUAGGGAUGCAAUAUAAAGAACGACAGUUUUUGAACAAAAGUGUCACAUUGUGCCGAUCGUUUUCAAAAAUCGACAAAACAUUUACUCGUUUGGAUCAUGUCUGACGUGGAGAAUGACCGAACAUCGAAUGGUCAUCAGUUGAGAUAUAAGUUUGAACUUUUAGUAUCAUCGAAGAAUUGUACGUUUUUUUUUGCCAUUGUUAUCGUCUGGCAGCCAGCAGCUCUCAUUUCCUCCCGGAAACCCCUUGACAUUAGAGCUCUUUGCUAGAGAAGACAAAAAAAAACACUUUUUGGGAGGGGAGUGGCGUCUACAGUAUUAUCGUGAAAAUGGAGAAGUAGGAGGAGGGAGAGAGAGAGAGAGAGAGGACAAAAACAUCCUUCUUCUCUGUCUUUUUGCCUUUUUCUCCUCGUCUUUUGUGAUAAACAAAAAGUGCAAUCGGGCCCAAGUGUUUUUCUGCAAAAUGAGAAGGGGGAGGGGGGCCGAGUCGGAUUCUAGGUCAUGUGCCAGCUGAUUCGAAUUCCAAUUCCAAUUCGAUCACGUCACUUUGGUAGAACCAAGAGUGCUCGAGGCGACGCCCACUUUUGAGAUGAUUUUGUAUUUUGGUUAUGACAAUUCAUGAAUGUUUUGACAGAUUUUCUCUAGAAAUCGAGUUACGGUAUUGAUUAAUAGGUUACGCCACUUACUUCUCGUCCUUUUGAAGCAUUCUCCAAAAAAAUUCCCUGGCCAAACUCGAAUCGUCUUCUGGAAGAGAUAAAUCACGUGCUCGGGCCUGAGGUCCAACAAUUUUUGAUGAUUUGCCACCCGCCGCCGACCAAGAAGCGGAUAAUAUCACAACACGCCUCUCUCUCUCUCUCUCUUCCCCUGUUUCUCCGCACGAACCCGAUGGGACAGCACGUUUUUCCGCGCCGACUUUUGUAAAAUGGGUCAUUGCGGUCUGAAAAAACGACGUGUGAUUUGUAGUUUGACGCCUCCUCGCGUUUUUUCUGGAGAUUUCUGAUUGCACCUGACACGAGAUUGGCCCUUCCGGCUUUUUGCCCAGUUUCCUUCCGGCUCCUAAAUUUCUGCUGACAUUUACUCUUUGAGAGAUGUCUCUAAUCCCGGCGCCUCUAUUGUUGUUAUUGGAUUUGUCCGGAGAUGUAUAUGUCUACUUUUCCUGUUUGCAAUCAUCUCGUUUCAGUCUCUGAGCCUGGAGCAUUUGAGAACAUAUAAGUCCUGAAAAGAUCAGCUCAUCUGGAGAUGUAUCGAUUUGAGGCCUAAAGUGUUUCGGGCCUAAAAUCGAUACAUCUCUAGAACUGAUGAUCCGAUCGGACGGAAACUUUCAAGACCGACACUCCAAAUCAAGACUGAAAGUCACAAUUUUUCUUGUACAGGCUGAAACCUUGCAAAUAUGGCCUAAAGCCUCUAUAGGCCUUGCUCUCAGUAAACCCAGUACAAUAUUGGCUCCUUCGAAUUGAAAAGUGAAGAAGACGACGAUGAUGAUGUUUUGUUUUAUUCGCUCGCAUCUGUUUGUGUUGGAUCCAUCUCCCUCUCUCUCUCUCUCUCUCCCUCUUUCGCUGCCUUUUUUGUUUGAAUCACUCCUUCUCGCCUCCUCCUCCUCAGCGGUCGCUUUGUUUGAUUUUACGAGCCCCCAUUCUCGCUCGCUUUUCUCAGUUUCAGCCUUGUGAGAAUCUGCAUAAUAUUGUUCGUUUCCCAAGGCGAGGACGGUAUAAAAUGAUGGGAAAUGGUAGAAAUGUACAUUCGUAGAGGCCUAAACAGCCUAAACGGAACAGAUUUCGAGAAAUCGGGGACUGUUUUUCAAAUUCUGUAUUCAGGUUGAUACGGACUAAUUUUAAAGUGCAUUUCUGCGGUUUCAGAUUAUUAUUUCGUUCGGAUACCUCUAAGUAAUCACCUGCCUUCUCACUUUCCUCUUUUCUUCAUCUCUCUCCUCCUCUUCCACACUUUUCAAAAGCUGCCCACUUCAGAACCCCUUCCCUCCUCCGUGUUCUUCCGAAAAACCGACAAUAGUGACGGGUAUGGCGACGAGCGUAUGCAGUACGGACGCCGCGAAUCCUCAGCCGCCGCCGCCCGUCGUCUUCCCUCCGAGACCGAUGCCCGAUCCGUUCCACACACCCCGAUCCGCCAACCCCUCGGCACUGAUUGUCCUUUUGGCCGCCCAGCCGUCGGUUGAUCCGGAUGGCGCCGUCCGAGAUAGUCCGAGAAGGAGAUGGUUCAGCCAACGGGGCGAAGGAACCAAGAGUGCGCCGUGCAGUGCGCGUCGCCUCGACAAGUCGCUCUCGUUGGACGGAGAGACGCCGUACUUGCAAAGCCAGCCGAAACGGCAGAGCAUGGAGACGAUCGAGCAGGAGCCGGAGUGCUGCUCGCUCGCCGAAGAUCAUCCGUCGCCGUUGCCGCCGAAGGGAUUGAUUCGCAAGUUUCGGAAGCGCAUUCUCAGCUCGGAUAAGUCGGCGACGCCGGCGGCCAACGGGUUUAAUCAAAGUAUGGCGAACUGAGCAGGGACUCAAACACGCCAUUGGCUCAGUAAUUGCAUGGAGUGCUCGAAAAAACUUUACAUUUGCUGUCAAGUCGCAUUUUCGCCAUUUUUCUCGCCGCUGUCAGGAAAAAUUAACUUUUUUGCGAGUAUUCUAUGCAAUUACUGAACCAAUUACAUGCCGGUUAAAAAAAUGUUCAUUUCAAGGGCGUGACACAAUGGGUGUCAUUUUCACGACCCGUUUUUUAGUGUCACUUUUAAACGCGAGAAAGCUGACCGAUCAAUUUGCGUUAAAAAAUUGAAAUUUGAAUGUGGACGUGUUUAUUUGCAGGCUCAAACAAUGCGGGUUCGUCGCACAACGGCGGUGGUGGAAAUUCGCAAAAUGCGCACCAAGGUAUGAUCCCCCUCUCCGAGCUGACAAGCCAAUCGACAAACAGACGCUUGUAUGUAUGUGUGUGUGUGUGUUACAGCGUCGAACACGUACUCGUCGCCGCGCUCACGUCCGCUCUUCGUCGACACUCAGAUGGCGAACAUGGACUCGUCGCUGAAGCGCCGCAGUCCCGUCUCGCAAGUGGUCGACUUUGUGCGCGGCCGCAACCGGACCUACUCGCUCCAACUCUCGAGCAGUCCCAUGAUGUCGCCGCAGUCCGUCGCCGCGAGGGCCAGCGCCUCGGCCGAUACGCAGCCAAGUAAGAACAAGAGUUUGAAAAAUGCAGUUAACACAUUGUUUCGGUGAAAGCUUUCUCCCUUCAAAUUGACUAGUUACGGUAGCCUUGCAAACCGUCCAAAUUUAUAAAAAUUCAAAUGCGUGACUUUGCAGUAAACUCGCCGGGUCGCCGCCAGACGAUGUCGGGCCGAGUGCACCGCGCGUCGUUCACCGCGAGCGGAGCACUGAAGAGCUUCGACUCGGGACUGGAUCUCUCGUCGCCGACGAUCAACCACACGGCACUGCUCAUCAAGGAGGUACGCCCCCCUCUCUACAUUCUCUUUUUAUUUUCUGUUGCCCAUAAAAAGUCAUGACCGGAUCGGAGAGGCGCCGCCGCCGCCGCCACCGCGUGGCGUGGAUGAUAAUAAUAGUAAUAAUGAUAUGCGACGACCACACACACACACCUGACGACGUGAAGAAUCGAAGAACACGUCAUCGGUCUGUGCGGAGACCAAUUCGGAUCGAGACACGGAAUGCGAAGAAGCUCCCCUGUCACUUUCAGCCAAUUUCAGUCGUCGCAAGACGCGACGUCUAAUUUGUUUGAGGCCAAAGACGGCGAAUCCUAUUUGGCGGUACUAAAUUAG
Molecule: messenger RNA, 6667 nt
Organism: Caenorhabditis sp. 36 PRJEB53466
Lineage: Eukaryota; Metazoa; Nematoda; Chromadorea; Rhabditida; Rhabditidae
Source: the annotation of a GenBank genome assembly